GGACGGAUGGUUGUACCGCCAGCAGAGUCAUUGGCUAUCUCUUAUUAUCAAAAUAGUUGCCCUGAAGCAGAGGCCAUUAUCUAUAGAAAAGUGAAUCAAUGGGUUAACAGUGAUUACACACUUGCGGCUGCGAUUCUCAGGCUCCACUUCCACGACUGUGCCAUUAGGGGAUGUGAUGCUUCCAUUCUACUAAACCAUGUAGGGAGUGAGAGACAGGCACCAAAUAGCAAGACUCUCAGAGGAUUUGAAUUGAUAGAUGACAUCAAAGCAGAGCUUGAGAAGAGUUGCCCCAAGACCGUGUCUUGUGCUGAUAUUCUCACAGCUGCAGCUAGGGAUGCUACUGUCAAGCUUGGUGGUCCAUUCUGGGAGGUUCCCUUGGGAAGGAAGGAUGGUUUUGUUUCCAUUGCUAAGGAAGCCGAUAUGGUUCCUAUGGGCCAUGAAACUGUCACUCAACUCAUUGAAUUUUGUCAAGCUCGUGGCUUGAAUAUUGUUGAUUUGGUUGUUCUCUCAGGGGCACACACCAUUGGAAGGAGUACCUGUGAUUCCCUACAGUUCAGGCUCUAUAACUUCAAUGGAACUAAAAAACCUGAUCCAUCCAUUGACUGGAAGUAUCUCAAUUUCUUGAGAAGAAAAUGCAGAUGGGCAUCAGAAUAUGUAGAGCUUGACGGGACAACCCCAAUGAAAUUCGAUGCGAUUUACUACACUAAUCUUGAGAAGAAGAUGGGAUUGCUAGCCACAGAUCAAGAGCUAGCCGAGGAUGCAAGGACUGCACCUCUUGUUACCGCAUUGGCUGGUCAACCCUAUAUGUUCACCUCUCAGUUUGCUGUGUCAAUGGUCAACCUCGGAAAUGUCCAAGUUCUCACAGGCAUUCAUGAAGGAGAAAUCAGACAGAAUUGCAAUUGGGUCAAUCCUCCUCUUCCUUCUCUUCCUCAUCCUCAUGGCCUCCACAUUCCUUAA
This is a messenger RNA of Telopea speciosissima, 957 nucleotides long. RefSeq names its product peroxidase 7-like. Gene Ontology annotation, cellular component: plasmodesma; plant-type cell wall. Gene Ontology annotation, molecular function: peroxidase activity; heme binding. The record is from RefSeq and is a predicted model, not a curated record. Gene Ontology annotation, biological process: response to oxidative stress; hydrogen peroxide catabolic process. NCBI's taxonomy places the organism in Eukaryota, Viridiplantae, Streptophyta, Magnoliopsida, Proteales, Proteaceae. The transcript has 3 exons. The coding region runs from base 7 to 957 and encodes 316 amino acids.